Molecule: messenger RNA, 918 nt
Organism: Clonostachys byssicola
Lineage: Eukaryota; Fungi; Ascomycota; Sordariomycetes; Hypocreales; Bionectriaceae
Source: the annotation of a GenBank genome assembly
AUGUCUACCCCAACUAAAGGAAAUGAUGAAGACGCCAAAAAGGUCGUGGACCUUUUCCGCGAUAUCUUCGGCUAUCACCCUGGUUUCAGAGCUGUCCAUGCUAAAGGCAUUUUGCUUCGAGGAACAUUUAACCCUACAUCCGAAGCAUCGUCUCUCUCGACAGCACCACACUUCCGCCGCCGUUCAACAUCUGUGAUCGCUAGACUCUCGAACUCUGGUGGAGUCCCUACCCAACUGGACGCUGAUCCGGCAAACAACCAAAACGGGCUGGCGUUGCGUUUCCUCCUGAGCUCAUUUCCACGUCGUGAAAAAACAGACAUUGCUACCGUCUCUACUCCCUUUUUCCCGGCCGGGAACGUACCAGACGUUAUUGGUUUCUUUCGCGCGCUUGCUGCAAAAAAAGUGGAGGAAUUUAUUCGCACUCACCCCGCCGCUGCUGCGUUCAUAAACGCACCGAAGCCGUUCCCGUCUAGUUUUGCAACGCAGCAGUUCUUCAGCAUCAAUGCAUUCAAGCUUGUCGGAAAGGAUCAUAAGGUUACGUAUAUCCGAUACCGCAUCGUGCCGAAGGAUGGAGUCUUCCACCUGGACGAGAAGGAGGCAGCCUCGAAGCCACCCAACUACCUUUAUGACGAGCUGGUGAAAAAGCUCGAGACUGGACCCAUUGAGUAUGAGCUCUUGGCUCAGAUUGCUGAGACUGGCGACGUGACCGACGAUUGCACGGUGCAUUGGCCGGAGACACGUAAGUUGGUAAAGCUGGGGGUAGUGACUCUCGAGUCUAUACUGCCGAACAGCGAUGAGGAACAGAAGGAUCUUGAGUUUUUCGAUCCUGUCCCGAAGGUUGAAGGCAUCGAGCCUUCUGGCGACCCGCUGAUUGACCUUCGCUCAGUUGCUUACCGAUUUAGCGGAGCGGAUAGAUGA